AUGUAUCUCAUUGAUUCUAUCUAUCUAUCUAUCUUCCCAUCUAUCUAUCUAUCUAUCAUCAUAAUAAUAAUAAUUCUUUUCUUAAUUUCUUUCUUUUUCUUUUUCUCCCUCAAUUUCCUUUUUUUUCUUUUUCUCCCUCAAUUUCCUUUUUUUUCUUUUUCUCCCUCAUUACGUCUUAUUUUUCGCCUUCUUUACUUUUUCCUCUAUUCUUUCUUCUUCUUCUUCUUUUUCUUCUUCUUCUUCUUCUUCUUCUUCUUCUUAUUAUUAUUAUUAUUAUUAUUUUACAAAUUAUGUUCAGUAUUUGCUUCAUUGUUCCAAUCUAUUCCUUCAGAUCAGCAAGCUUCUAAUUCAUUCUUUCUUUCAUCCAUUUUCACUAUCCACAUUAAUAUCUAUAUAUCUCAGUUUCCAGCAACAUAUUACCACUCUCGAUUGCAAUUUAGCCUAUCUUUAUCUUUUCUUAAAAUAUCUUUUUCUCAUAGCAAGUUUCAUUAUUCCUUCAAUUCUCUCUCUGUCUCUUUUUUCUCUCUCUUUCUCUCCAUCUCUUUGUCCACUCUCUACGUUUAUAAUCGAUACAUUCACGGAUUACGAAGUUCAAAGAAAAACAGACUAUUUUCGCUGCGAGAUAAGAGAUCCCAUGUAAAUUGGGGAGAAAAAGUUAUUAAGGAUAUUAUCAGUGGACGAGAGAUAACUAUCAUCUCUUUCACUCAGAGCCGCAGGCCUGAACAAAACGAAGCCUUGCUGAGCGCCAAAAAUAAUGUCGGUGGACGGGAAAAUCGGUGCGGGUUGGAACACAAUGUGCGUUGA
Molecule: messenger RNA, 804 nt
Organism: Acanthosepion pharaonis
Lineage: Eukaryota; Metazoa; Mollusca; Cephalopoda; Sepiida; Sepiidae
Source: the annotation of a GenBank genome assembly